This is a messenger RNA of Musa acuminata AAA Group (dessert banana), 1402 nucleotides long. RefSeq names its product 1-acyl-sn-glycerol-3-phosphate acyltransferase-like. Gene Ontology annotation, cellular component: endoplasmic reticulum; membrane. Bases 321 to 1205 code for a protein of 294 amino acids. Gene Ontology annotation, molecular function: 1-acylglycerol-3-phosphate O-acyltransferase activity. The record is from RefSeq and is a predicted model, not a curated record. The transcript has 6 exons. Gene Ontology annotation, biological process: phosphatidic acid biosynthetic process. NCBI's taxonomy places the organism in Eukaryota, Viridiplantae, Streptophyta, Magnoliopsida, Zingiberales, Musaceae.
AUCUAAAAUCUCCCGGCGGAUUCCGUCUACGUUCGGUCGGGUUCUUCUUCUUCUUCGAACGAGUGGCUUGUGGUGGCAUCGAGUCCCACAUUUUUUAUACCCUCAUCAUCCCCACCUCCGGGCCUCUGAGGGCUCACCACAUACUUAUAUUCUCCAGAAUCUUCUCUCACUUUCUGGCCACAAUCGGAUUUGUCCUCCCAAAGGACGAAGCAGCCACUCCUGCUAUUGAGAAGGAUCGCCCACAAUUUGAUAGGAGGCUUGGAUUGUUCUGCUGCGUUUUGUUGUUGGACUUGGUGGGGUGUCUGUAAUAAGGAAGGAGAAUGGAUCACCCGCUGCUGGGGUCGUUGUUGAGGGGCCGGCGGCUGGAGAGCUGCCUCGAGGCGAAGGUGCGGUCGGUGGAGGAGCACGAGGAGGCGGCGGUGAGGCGGCCGGAGAAGGCCGACGACGGGUGGGUGAGCGUCGCCGUGUCGGGCGCCCGGGUCGUCGCCUGCUUCCUGACGAUGAUGGUGACGACGGCGGUGUGGGCGGGCAUCAUGCUCCUGCUGCUGCCGUGGCCCUACGAGAGGAUCCGCCAGGGCAACCUGUAUGGCCACGUCACCGGCAGAUUGAUGAUGUGGAUUCUGGGAAAUCCCAUAAAGAUACAAGGAUCCGAGUUCUCUGCCACGAGGGCCAUCUAUAUCUGUAAUCAUGCGUCUCCCAUCGACAUCUUUCUGGUAAUGUGGCUGACGCCCAUCGGCACCGUAGGCAUAGCCAAAAAAGAGAUUAUAUGGUAUCCACUGUUCGGUCAGCUGUAUGUGUUGGCGAAGCAUCUCCGCAUCGACCGCUCCGACCCCGCUGCUGCCGUCGAAUCACUGAAAGAGAAUUCUCGAGCUCAGGCUGCUCGUGCAGUAAGGAACAACGACUUGUCGCUCGUCAUUUUCCCGGAGGGCACUCGAUCCAGAUCAGGGAGGCUUCUUCCCUUUAAGAAGGGUUUCGUGCACAUCGCACUGCAGACGCGGUUGCCGAUAGUUCCGAUGGUACUCACCGGCACACAUCUAGCUUGGAGGAAGGAUAGCUUGAGGGUGAGACCGGCACCGAUCACGGUGAAGUACCUUCCGCCCAUAAAGACAGAUGAGUGGGAGAAGGACAAGAUUAAUGAGUACAUAGAGAUGAUACACUCGUUGUAUGUCCAACACUUGCCUGAGGCACAGAAGCCAUCGGCGUAGGAGACGGGUAGAAUUGUGUGCUCUUUAUUACACCUUCGAGAUGACGUGGUUAUAGAUGAUUGUAAUUGACAUGCUCUCGUUCGCUGUGGGGUGUCUCAUACUUCCAAUCUGCAGUCAGUAGGAAGAAUCUAAGUAGCUCGAGAGUCGGUCGAAUGAAAUAGAGAUGCGACAAUCAAUUAAUAAACCUUUCCUGCUCA